Metopolophium dirhodum (rose-grain aphid) is the source of this 2297-nucleotide messenger RNA. RefSeq lists its product as uncharacterized. The transcript has 2 exons. The record is from RefSeq and is a predicted model, not a curated record. NCBI's taxonomy places the organism in Eukaryota, Metazoa, Arthropoda, Insecta, Hemiptera, Aphididae. The coding region runs from base 897 to 1625 and encodes 242 amino acids.
CCCGUUACGUCUAAUGCGAAAGACUCGGUCGUCCGAACCCGUUAUUGUUUUCGCAGUUUCGAUUCGCACAGUACCUAAAUAGGUAUCCGUCAGUUGUAGCUGCAAACGUAUUAUUAUAAACUAUAUUUAGUAGCGGCACUGCAGCAGUUUGUCCAGCCUGACGGAAUUUGGUUCACGUCAAGCCAUAAUAACAUUAUUUACCGUGCGCGCGAGGCACGGGGACCAAGACGCCGUUAUUCUGUGAGUCGUCCUUAUCACGACUCGCCCGAUACAACAACUACACAACAACUACAACAAUCGAUUACAACAACAUUUUCAGUGCGAAGCAAACCGACAAUAUCGAAUGUUGAUAUCUCAGUUUCGUCUCAUCGUCCCAACACGACUUUCAACUCUUAACUAAGUGGGGUGAUAACGAUAAUAACGAUAAUAACGAUAACAACGAUAAUAACGAUACUAGCGAUAACAACGAUAACAACAAAUACGACCUCCCUCGAUAGUCGACAUCCGCCUCACCUUCUACGUGUGCCAAGCGAAUAGCAACGAUGUUCCCUCAGACCAACCUCGGUUGCGUUUGAAAAUGAUCUGCCGCCGUUCCGUCGCCUCCGUAACAACGCUUCGCUGCAGCUGCUGUCGUCACGUUGUCGGACGAACCGUUUGUGGAAGGAAGCGUGCUGCUGUUGUACCCACAUUCCACCAUACUUAAAUGCGUCGUUGUUUGCGACAGCCAUUCACGCUGUUCAACCCCACGUGUCGGAUCGCACAACUCUUAUAACCAUUUGUUUUUAAGCCAGUGAACAAAGAACAAUUGGUAUCAAAUUUAUUUAUUCAACAUACCUAUUAAAAUAAUUUUAAAGUUCAAAUUUCUUUCUUCAAAAUACGUAACAUUGAUCAUAUCAAUGAAAAAUUCUAUGGUUUUAUCAGCUAAUAAACCUAGAAUAUUAAGAAAUGGUAAAAUUGUGAUAUCAAAAACAAAAAAUACGAUUAAAAAAAAGUCUCUUCCAAAAGAAAAGAUAAACAAUAAAUUAUCUUUUCUUAAAACAAGUUCAAAAGAAAUAAGUAAUUUAAAUGUUAAAAAUAAUAACGAAAUUAUGGUACCUUCUAAUUAUAAGCAUAUAUUUGACAAACGUCAUUUAUAUGUAAUGCUCACUAAAUUACCACCAUCAAUAAUCUAUGGAGAUUCGUUUGAUGAUCAUAACAAUAUCAACAAUAAUAAAAAUUAUACAAAAUUAGAAGAUUAUAUUCAAUUAAAUGAACUUCAAAUAUACAAUAAGCUUGAACCAAAGAUAGAAAAAUGUAAUAUGUUAACUGCUACAAAAGAAACUAAACAGACAUGUAUGACAUCAAACUCUUUUAAUAAUAAAAGUGUUCCGAAAUCUGAAACAUGUGAUCAUUCAGUAAUUAAUCAAACUCCAGAUGUACGAAUUACACGUGGAAAAACAAUCAAGCUUCAAACAGAAGAAAGAAAACAAUUGGAUCAAAUAAUUUUUGAUAAAUUCCCCAACAACACAUUUAAAAUGUUUGCUAUUAAAUUAUAUGAUAUUAACGAAGAAGUAAAAUUUCUCCGAACCCUUGGAUUGAUAUGUCGUUUUAAAUGUCCCUUUACUAGUAAGUUAAAAAAAAAAUAAUGAUAUACAUAGUUUGCUUUUGUCAUGAAGUUAAAAUAUUUGUAUCUUGAUCUUAGUUUUUGUUUACCUAAUUAAUUAUAAUAUUAUAUAAUUGUGUAGAAGAAACUUGAAACUUAAAAUUAAUUUAAUUUAGGUGAUAGGUCUGGAUAAAUAUAGCCUUUUAAAUUUAAAGACUUUUUAUUAUUUAAUCUCAUUUAAUUAUUGUGUAUAAUGUAUUAAAUUGUAUGUAUUAAAUUACAUGCUGAUGUAUGUUAUAACUUAUUUAUAUAAUUAACUAUUUGUAUAGAAGCAAUUCAAAUAUUAGUCAAUAUCAAUUAACUACUUUUAUUUAUUUCACUGAAAUUAGUAUAUAUUAUAUAAAUGGACAAAUAAUUUAAAACUAUCUAACUUAAUAUACUUAAUUCUCAUUAUAAUUAAUUAAUUUAAUUCAUUAAGAACUUAACUAUGAAAACAUGUAUUUUAUCCUAGUAGGAAUCCAAGUGUGUUAAUAAUAUUUAAGACAAUUGUUUACUAACAAUCAUUUUGUAAAAUAUUUACUACUACUAUUAUAAGUUUGUUAUUAAUAUAAUUUAAACUAAAUAGUUUGUUAUUAAUUAUGUGUAAGACUAUAAUAAUUGUUCAUUCAUAAAAUCCAUCAAACAUUCAUUAUUAUAAUUGUUAUUUAAAAACAUG